Messenger RNA from Limanda limanda (common dab), 776 nucleotides. It is a transcript of the gene rab27b, whose product is annotated as RAB27B, member RAS oncogene family. Gene Ontology annotation, cellular component: melanosome; secretory granule. The transcript has 6 exons. Gene Ontology annotation, molecular function: GTP binding; GTPase activity. NCBI's taxonomy places the organism in Eukaryota, Metazoa, Chordata, Actinopteri, Pleuronectiformes, Pleuronectidae. The coding region runs from base 105 to 761 and encodes 218 amino acids. Gene Ontology annotation, biological process: positive regulation of exocytosis; melanosome transport. The record is from RefSeq and is a predicted model, not a curated record.
GGUGUGGAUGCAGGGGCUGCUGGUCAGCUGUCGUUCUCCCUCAGGAUCUCACACUGUUGAUUCAACAGCGGAGCCACUGAGAGGUUGAUAUCGUGGUCAUCACUAUGACUGAUGGGGAUUAUGACUACCUGAUAAAACUCCUUGCCCUGGGGGACUCCGGCGUGGGGAAGACCACCUUCCUGUACCGAUACACAGACAACAAGUUCAACCCCAAGUUCAUCACCACAGUCGGCAUCGACUUCAGGGAAAAGAGAGUGGUGUACACGGCGUCCAACCCCAAUGGGACGACCACAGGGAAGACCUUCAAGGUCCACCUCCAGCUCUGGGACACGGCCGGACAGGAGAGGUUCCGCAGCCUGACGACGGCGUUCUUCAGAGACGCCAUGGGCUUCCUGCUGAUGUUCGAUCUCACCAGCCAGCAGAGUUUCCUCAACGUCCGGAACUGGAUGAGUCAGUUACAGGCCAACGCCUACUGUGAGAACCCAGAUAUCGUGCUGGUGGGGAACAAGGCCGACCUGGCCGACCAGCGGGAGGUUCAGGAGAAACAGGCCAAAGAGCUGGCCGACAAAUACGGGAUCCCGUACUUUGAGACGAGCGCGGCCACGGGGGCGGAGGUGGACAAGGCGGUGAUCACGCUGCUGGACCUGGUGAUGAAGAGGAUGGAGCAGUGCGUGGACAAGCCGCCGGUCGAGCCCGCCAACGGCAACGGGGCCACGAAGCUCAGCGAAGCCCCGCCCAACGAGAAGAAGUGUGCGUGUUAGGUCAAGAGGUCAAGU